UUUGAAAGGUCUGUUGAUGGCGACUGCUUAUACACGUGUGGUUAUUCCUGUGCAAAAUCUGUGUUUGGGGACAGAUCUGCGAGUUUAGACAUCUUAUCACCAGGUUGUAAGCCAUAGAAGCCGACCACCAUGGGGGCAUAUCUUUCCCAACCCAAUACGACCAAAACUUCUUCUGAUGGCGGCAACAGCAAAAUGAGCUACGGCUUUUCUGCCAUGCAGGGCUGGCGGGUCUCCAUGGAGGAUGCUCACAAUUGUAUCCCAGAGCUUGACGAAGAAACAGCCAUGUUUGCUGUGUAUGAUGGACACGGAGGUGAGGAGGUGGCCUUAUACUGUUCCAAGUACCUCCCUGAGACCAUCAAGGAGCAAAAAGCCUACAAAGAUGGCAAACUGCAGAAGGCACUAGAGGAUGCCUUCCUGGCCAUCGACAGCAGAAUGACCACAGAGGAAGUCAUCAAGGAGUUGGUGCAGAUUGCUGGCCGGCCCACAGACGAGCCAUCCAGUGAGAAGGUGGCAGAAGAGGAUGACUUGGACACAGAGGAGGCCGCUCUGCUCCACGAAGAAGCUACCAUGACUAUAGAGGAGCUGCUUGUACGCUAUGGCCAGAAUGACAAUACUGUCAAACAUGCUGCUGCACUCAGUGUGGCUGCAAAAAAGGCCUCCUGCCCACAUGCUGGGGCUGCAGGAGACGAGGAAGAGGGUGAUGGUAGUGUGCAGAAGAAGGUAGGAUUAAAUGGAGAGGUUGAGGAGGAUAGCAACGGAAAAGCCAAGGAAGUAGCAGGGGAAGGCGGAGCAAGAGGUUGCAAGCUGCGAGCCAUUCGGAGAAUGGGAGGAGGCGGUGAUAGCAGUGAUGGCUCCUCUUCAGCUGGAGCAGACAGUGGAGGUUCAGGAGGCACCAGCAGAGGUGAAAAGGCAGAAGGGGAUGCAGGUCCUUCCUGUUCAUCUUCUUCCUCCCAGGCUCCAGGAGACACCAAGUCCAGGUUCUUUGAUGACAGCGAGGAGUCAGAGGAGGGUGAAGAGGAGGAAGGCAGUGAUGAAGAGGAUGGCAGUGAGGAGGAGGAGGAGGGUGACAGCAGUGACAUGGAGGAAGAGGAGGACACAGAAGAGGGGGAGGAAGACUCUGAGGAUGAAGAUGAGGAAGAAAUGUGCCUACCCGGGAUGGAUGGCAAGGAGGAGCCUGGUUCAGACAGUGGCACCACAGCAGUUGUGGCUCUGAUCAGAGGGAAGCAGCUGAUUGUGGCUAAUGCUGGAGACUCACGCUGCGUGGUGUCUGAGCGUGGCAAGGCAGUAGACAUGUCAUAUGACCACAAGCCAGAAGAUGAGCUGGAACUGGCACGCAUUAAGAAUGCUGGAGGGAAAGUUACCAUGGAUGGACGGGUCAACGGUGGACUCAACCUAUCCAGAGCUAUUGGUGACCACUUCUAUAAAAGGAACAAGGCAUUGCCGCCAGAGGAGCAGAUGAUUUCAGCGUUGCCAGAUGUUAAAGUUCUGACGCUCAACGAGGACCACGACUUCAUGGUCAUUGCCUGUGAUGGCAUCUGGAAUGUGUUAAGCAGCCAGGAAGUGGUGGACUUCAUCAGUGAGAGGAUCAAACCAGACCACAGAGGCAAAGUCUUGCCUCUCCCCACCAUCGUGGAAGAGCUCUUGGACCACUGCUUGGCCCCCGACACAUCCGGAGAUGGAACAGGAUGUGACAACAUGACUUGUAUGAUCAUUACCUUCCGGUCACACCCCCUCUAUACACCCACCCAAUCAGAUGACACAAAAAAGAGGAAGCAGCUGGAAGGGGAAGGGGUCGAGCUAGAGCUGGAGAAGAAUGGAAAUGACAACAAAAAGGCUAAAAGUGACUAAAAGCAAAGAAACUGUUCCACAGGAAGCAACUAGCCCCAGUGCUCCCCCAGAAAUACCAGAGACACGUUCUGUUCCAAGUUAGAUCCAUCCUAAAAAAAAAAAAAGGGUAAAAAAAUUUAUCCAUAUGGAUUAAACAUCAAUUGAACCAAGGUCAUAGGCAUAAUUUACUUUUGAUCUUAGUUAUAGGAUUUUUUUUUCUUUAAUAUCCUACCCUCGUUUUCUUUGUUUGGUAUUGUAAGAAAGAAGCUGGACUCUGUUUUACUUCCCACAGCUCAAAAAAUGCAGAAAAGUCAAAACCUUUCACUCAUUGCCUGUUACUGAGACUGUCUCUCACAGAUUGGUUUUUAAUAAGCAUUCCCAUCACUUAAUUGUUGUUAAUGAGUUGGCCCACCCCUCAUCAGCUGUUAUUAGCACAUCAUUCUCAGUGUGUAAGUGACUAGAAAAAGCUACUAAAGAAAAUAGGUCCAAACAGGCAGCAAAAAUGUUUCCACAUAUUUCCAAACACAUUUUCGAUAUGCUGCAUGAUCACUGGAGAGGCAAUACACUCUACAAUGUUCUUGUUAAAUCAUAAAAAUCUUACUUUCCAUUGGAUGAUUAUGAAGGUACCAACAAUUGAACUCUUGAGGAUGGCUCUAAUAGUGUUGUGUAUCACCAGAUUUUAACAAGUUAAUUGCUCAUUUUGUAACAUAAUGUGUGCUGUACAAGGCUGUAAUACAUUUCCAUCAUAAAAUACUGCACAACCCUCUCUUGGGUGUUGUGUCCAAGUUUGUGUUCUCCUAACCUGGACAACCCAAAUUUCAUGUACAUAAUGCAUAACUACAAUUGGGCUUUGCAGAUGCAAUAUCUCACCAACUAAAACAUUGCUAUCUGGCACUUGUUAUAUCCAACCCAGAGUUUCUUUCUGGGAUGCAAUUCCUGUGCGAGUUACAGUUGUGGACCUGACUCUUUCAUACGGUGGAGCUGAAGGAUUUUGGGCACUAGACCUGUGGCUAUAGUUUAUUAUCAUCUUUGUUUUUUUGUCUUUCUAAUUAUUUUAAACAACCUUCAUACUCUGGCAUGUGAGGAAGGUUUUCAAAGAAGUAAUUCCACCUCCUUUAUCCCAGGCUUGUUGGACACAACUCCCAUUCAAAUUGAUCUGUCGUCUCAUUCUUCCCCCCCAUUGUUGCUUGCUUCAAAUCUUUUGUCCUUGCCCAAGCUUAUAAAUGCCAGCCAGGGGUUAGUGAGCAAGUACGCUUUUCACCUUUGCCUGAGAUCUAAUGCUGCCCUGAUUCGCUGCUGUAGCAGAAUACCCCAUGUGCAGUCCUACCAAAGGAAGCCUGCCACUAGUGCUCAACCCUCCUCUGUUAUGUUUUGUUUGUUUUUCCCCAUUCUGUUCACCAUUUUCUGUUGUAGCCUCUUCUAAAGACUGGUCCUUAGGCUGUCGUGUUUUAGGUAAAGGGGAAUUCCACUUGUUCUUUUUUCUUUCUUUCUUUCUUUUUUUUUUUUUUUUUUGCAUGUUUCUUGAGUCCGUCCUCUGACGAGUUUUUAACAUCUAUUUUUGUGGAAACAAUAAACUUUGUAGUUUCAUAGCUCUGGUAUUGAAAAUAUUCCCAUUAAGGAAUAUAAGAAGACCAGACUGGGGAAAAAUGUGUGGAAGUAAACUUCUGAGUGGAACUACCUUUAAGUCUAGAGCACGAAGACAAUGUAACUGUUAAGAACAGACAUCUUUUCUUUUGUUACCGAAGGCCCGUUUUGAAACAUUUUAUGUGACUGUUCGUCUCUAGUGUAUCUUGUCACCAUACCCUUUUUUCUGUACAUAGUUUUUUUUUCAAUACUUGUAAUUGAAGAAAAAGAACAUGCAUUUUCUUUGUAAUUGUGAAUCUGUGACAUUUUUGGUGCAUACUCUUUUGACACCAGUAUGUAAGUACAUACAAAUACAUUUUUUUAAAUAA
Messenger RNA from Lampris incognitus (smalleye Pacific opah), 3779 nucleotides. It is a transcript of the gene ppm1g, whose product is annotated as protein phosphatase, Mg2+/Mn2+ dependent, 1G. The transcript is spliced from 14 exons. The coding region runs from base 130 to 1848 and encodes 572 amino acids. Gene Ontology annotation, cellular component: nucleoplasm. The record is from RefSeq and is a predicted model, not a curated record. Gene Ontology annotation, molecular function: protein serine/threonine phosphatase activity; cation binding. Lineage: Eukaryota; Metazoa; Chordata; Actinopteri; Lampriformes; Lampridae. Gene Ontology annotation, biological process: protein dephosphorylation.